This is a messenger RNA of Leishmania braziliensis MHOM/BR/75/M2904, 1587 nucleotides long. RefSeq lists its product as hypothetical. Gene Ontology annotation, molecular function: metal ion binding. Lineage: Eukaryota; Euglenozoa; Kinetoplastea; Trypanosomatida; Trypanosomatidae. The transcript has a single exon. The coding region runs from base 1 to 1587 and encodes 528 amino acids. The record is from RefSeq and is a predicted model, not a curated record.
AUGUUCUCCAUGGAUAUCGCCAACAGCGGGAACCAACAGAUGGUGUACCGCAACAACCAACCCCCGCAACAGCGUCAGCAGAACCUUCAGCAUCAGCAGCAGCAACUACCGCAGCACCAAAUGUUCUCGCCCCAGUAUGGAUAUCAGCAGCAGCAACCUUACCUGGCGUAUCCGAGCAUUGCAAGCCCAAACCCUGGAAAGGGGGCGAUGAACUUUAUACCGUCACAGCAGUACAUGCCUCAGCAGCAGAUGUUCCCGUACGGCUACCCUCAGCAGCACCAGGCGCCGCUGAACCAGCAGUUCUUUCCUUCGAUGAUGACUCCACCGACUCAGCCGCCACCGCCGCUCGUGCGGUACAACCAGCAGGGCAACAAUAACAGCACCAACCAGUGCGUGGGCAGCCAUGCUGGUGGACAUUCACGUUACCAUGGCGGACGUGGACGCGGAGGCAUUCAUGGCGGAUACGGUGGCCAGCUCCAUCGGCAGGUGCACAACAGCUACUUUUACAAUCAGCAGCACCACUACAGUAGCAACAAUGCGGUGCCUGAAAAGACUCCGACCGUGCACAUAAUCCACCCCGAAACGAAGAAGGUCCUCAGUGUCAAGCUGAACCGCAUCUACAGCACCAUGGCUGACAUUCGCCCUCACCUUCAGCACCAGCAGUCGCACAGCAACAGCGCUUCUGUUAGCAACAACACUAGCGUCAUGAACGAGAGCAAGUUGGAGAAGGUCCAUAAGAAUGAGAGGCCGAAGGAGAAGGCCGACUCUUCGGCGGUGCACAAGUUUGACCCCAAAACAACAAAGCUUGUCUUGUGCCUCAGCUUCCUCAGUCCGAAGGGGUGCAUGCACGGUAGCGGGUGCGAUAAGGUUCACAUUGCCGGCCUCGAGUACACAUGGCCACAAGUGGAGGCGAAGGAGGUGAAUAAGGACGGUAAGAAAGCGUACGCCGCAGGCUUUUUCGUGCACUGCUACGAUCCGACGCUGACUCGCUACUACAAGGUGCCGUCGGGGUCUGUCUACGUGACGAAGGGCAGCGCUGACUACGUGAGCAUGUUCAAUGACCAUGGAGACAAUUUCAAGAUGAAGUUCAAGUUGUGUGCGCCGACGCUGGAGCGCGCCGAAUGUGAUAAAGCGGAGGAGUGCGAAGACAUUCACUGUUCCAUUGCCGACCUGGAGGUGGCGCGGGAGAACAGCGCAAACGCCACACACAUUAACAACCCCGAGGCCAUGGCCGAUGUGCCGCGCCUGCCCUCUGACAUGACGGUGCGCGUCUUUAAUCAGAACAGCUUCGAUACGUGGCGUGACUACCCAGGUAGCAACCUACUCAUUACGGAGGGAGCCAAGGCAUAUCAGAAACAAUACGAGCAGGAGAUGAACAGCGUGCCGACACGCAAGCGUAUGCAGCACUGCGCGCACUUUCGGCUUAAGGACAUGUGUCGCCUCGGCGAGUCCUGUAGGUUUCUUCACGUACUGCCGACGGAGCAGGAGAUCAAGGAGCGCAAGGAGACUGAGGCAGCCGAGGCUGCUGUGCAGGCGGCCGCAAAGGGGAAGGAGGAAGUGGAGGACGAGGCGAACACUGAGUUGUAG